This is a messenger RNA of Bipolaris sorokiniana ND90Pr, 1143 nucleotides long. RefSeq lists its product as uncharacterized. Lineage: Eukaryota; Fungi; Ascomycota; Dothideomycetes; Pleosporales; Pleosporaceae. The transcript has a single exon. The record is from RefSeq and is a predicted model, not a curated record. Bases 1 to 1143 code for a protein of 380 amino acids.
AUGAAGGACCAAAGCACAGCGCUUCCUCCUACGGGUAGCCCCACUGAGACAGAGGCUGCAGAAGCUCCGCCCUCACUGAAGCCGUCUGAGACUGCCGGCGUAGUGGUUGGCAGCACAGCUGGAGUUCUCCUGGCAAUCGUCGCUGCAGUCUUUAUCAUCCGUCGCUAUCAUGCAUUGAAACACAACAACGAUGAAUCCGGGCCAUACCCAGAAACGGCCUACUUGUACGACCCUUUUCCCGACCAUUCUGGAAGUGACAGAGGUGGAGACGAGGCCUCGGCUCUCAUGUCUAGAGAUGCAGUCAUCAGGCCAUCCGCAUCAAACAGAAGCAGAACACUACCUCGUGCCCCCCACAACUCUCUAGACGAUGAAUACUGCCACGUCUACAACGCCGACACCGUACGCUACAGUGAUCCCGGCAACCCCUUCACAGACCCCAACGACCCCUUCCUAGACUGGCGAAGCAGCCGCGUCAUCAGCACACCAACCGACACCGCAUCUGCUCUCGCUGCCGCAGUAACAGGCUACAGCAAAGGCCCCCAGAAGCCUCUUCCCCCACUCCCAAGCACCCGUUGUACCCUAGACGACCACAUCAUCCCAUCCCCAACACUAAGCCCCCUCCCAACCGAAUGCAGUCUCCGCCGCAGUCCCGCGAUAUCCGCUCGAAACAGCGUGAAGAGCCAACGCUCCCUACGACGCCUCAACUGUCUGAAUCCCUCAUCAAAAUCCUACACACCCCUUCCACAACACUCGAGACGGAAUCGGACAUCAACUCACGACCUCCCUCUCCCCCUCGCCAUCCGAUCAGAAACCCCAGACUCAAUCACGCUAUACGCAAACCCAUCGCCGUACCACCACCACCACUUCCUCCCCACCGUCUUCUCCUACACUUCAUCCCCGAAUACUUCAUCUGAGAAAACUACAGUGUCUGCGGAGACGACCCAGACACCGCCGUCUUCGCUGUCUUCAUCAAUACAUAAUACUGGUGUAGAUGGUGGGGAGGAGGUGUCGUUCACGGACUUCCCUACGCCGCUACGCCGGCACAAACGUCCGAUUAACAUGAUUCGCGGUUCCGCUGAGUAUAUGGUUAUGUCUCCGCUAGUAGUUUCACCACGGACCUACCGCUUCCUUGGUGCGGGAUAG